Molecule: messenger RNA, 1444 nt
Organism: Ziziphus jujuba (common jujube)
Lineage: Eukaryota; Viridiplantae; Streptophyta; Magnoliopsida; Rosales; Rhamnaceae
Product: chloroplast envelope quinone oxidoreductase homolog
Exons: 4
Coding region: 97-1095 (332 amino acids)
Molecular function (GO): oxidoreductase activity
Source: RefSeq, a predicted model, not a curated record
AGAAGUCAAUGUUAGAAAACAGAGUUGCACACCUAAUAUCCAUGUCCAAACGGAUCCCACUCCUCAUUCUCUCUCUCUCUCUCUCUCUCUGUGGGUAUGGCAGCCACGGCAGAAAGGCUUAUGCAUGCGGUUCAAUAUGAAAGCUAUGGUGGAGGCGCUGCUGGCUUAAAGUAUGUUGAAGUUCCAAUCCCCACUCCAAAAAAGGAUGAAAUUUUGCUAAAAUUGGAAGCAGCUAGUCUAAAUCCAGCUGAUUGGAAAAUUCAGAAAGGAUAUCUGAGGCCUCUUUUUCCUUGCAAGUUCCCUCAUAUACCUGUUACUGAUGUAGCUGGUGAAGUCCUUGAGGUUGGAAAGGGAAUCAAAAAUUUAAAAGCAGGUGAUAAAGUUGUAGCUUUUCUCGGCUUUGCUCGUCCAGGUGGACUAGCUGAAUUUGUCGUAGUUAGUCAGAGCUUGACAGUCAAUAGGCCACCAGAAGUUUCAGCAGCUGAAGCUGCAGGCUUACCAAUGGCCGGUCUCACAGCUCUCCAGGCCCUCUACCAAAUCCCCGGGGUGAAGCUUGACGGAACAGGAAAGCAGAUAAACAUUCUGGUAACCGCAGCCUCAGGUGGUGUUGGACAUUAUGCAGUUCAACUAGCAAAGCUUGGAAAUGCACACGUUACGGCCACUUGCGGAGCCCGUAACAUUGAAUUGGUGAAGAGCUUAGGCGCUGAUGAGGUUCUUGACUACAAGACCCCAGAUGGGGCAGCUCUGCGGAGUCCAUCUGGUCGGAAAUAUGAUGCAGUUGUUCACUGUGCAACGGGCAUUCCUUGGUCGACUUUUGAGCCUAAUCUUAGUGAGAAGGGAAAGGUUAUUGAUCUUACUCCUGGCGCAAGUGCUUUCUUGACCUUUGCUCUGAAGAAACUCACCUUCCCCAAGAAGCAGCUCGUGCCACUGCUAGUGAGUGCUAAGAAAGAACACCUGGAUUAUCUUGUUAAGUUGGUGAAGGAUGGCAAGCUGAAGACGGUGAUUGACUCAAAGCAUUCUCUUAGCAACGCUGAAGAUGCUUGGGCUAAGAGUAUUGAUGGCCAUGCCACUGGGAAGGUCAUUGUGGAGCCCUAGGUUGACAUAAUAUCUCGGAUUGUCAACUUUGUGUUUCUAAAGAAGGGAAAAUUGAGUGUGGACUUUUGUUUAUAUGGAUUGGUGUUAUGUGAUGUAGUGUGAUAUCCAUUAAGGCAUGUAAUGGCCUGUGAUGCAUAUAUACAGUAUGAUAUGCAUUAAGUCCUUUUUGAGGAAGGAGUCAAUAAUAUAUGAAGUUUAUGUUAUUUUAUUUUUUGCUUAAAAAAAUGUAUAUUAUUUUCAAAUCUUGUGUUGGGACUGACUAAUGUUAGAAUUUUAUUCUAACAAAUCAACAAAUGAAAUUAUUCAUAAAAAAUAAUAUAUAAAUAAAGGGAUGUUAUUUUAUAAUGAA